Molecule: messenger RNA, 1431 nt
Organism: Phialemonium atrogriseum
Lineage: Eukaryota; Fungi; Ascomycota; Sordariomycetes; Cephalothecales; Cephalothecaceae
Exons: 2
Coding region: 362-1294 (310 amino acids)
Source: RefSeq, a predicted model, not a curated record
UUGGCCCGCGGCCUCCGACAUCUGAUUUUGGUGUGGUUGCGGGUUGAUCAAGUCGGCCUCGAACCCACAGCCCAAUCAUUUAUUUGAGCUUCGUAGGAAUUGCUUAAGACAAGGCUCACUGCCCAAGCAAUGCAAGCAUCCAGCCAUUUCGACAAACCAACCGCUGCCCCGCUCCGCCUACCAAGAGAAGUUUAGAGGAGUGUUUGUAGUUGGGCUCCAGUGUCAUCCCAAGGUUCUGACCUAGCCGGAGGUCUAAAGCCUAGAGCUAUAAAAGCAUCCAAGUACACCCUAGCAAAGCAACGACUCCUACAGCUCCGUUGCCACUGCGAAAGAGAAACCCGCCCGGCCAUCUCCAGACACCAUGACCGUUGAUCAGAACACGCAAAACGGAGGCGAGGAGGAAAGGGUUAAUUACCAGGAGCUCCGAGACUGGAUCGCCCACCAAGAAGCUUAUGAGGCUUCCGCCUCCACACCCGCACCUUUGACACCUGCCCAGCGCAAAGCCCUCACCCUCUUCAAGCUCCCCGCUGCCGCGCCACACGAGAUUGAGAUGGGCGACAAGGACUGGGUCAGCCUGCUUCACAGAUACCGCGACGCGCACCACCACAUCGGCGUCAGCAUCACCUUCAGCGAGUCCCCCAGCCCGGACCUCCGGUGGCUCUGCACCUGCACCCUCACCACCUCCUCCGCCAACUUCCCGGACCCGGCCCCCUUCCCCGGCCCGGACACGGGCUUCCUAGCCGCCACCGGCGCCGCCCCGUUCUUCGCCCGCAAGCGCGACGCCAAGCAGUACGCCGCCCGCUGCUGCGCCGAGUGGCUGAUAGCCCAGGGCCGCAUUCCCCCGGACGGCGAAUCCGUGGUCUUCCCGCGGCCCACCGCCACCGCCCUCGCCUCCUCCUCCUCCUCUGCUUCUCCUUCUUCUCCUGCCCCCUCGCCAAGGCAGAGGAAGGGCAUCCCCGGCGGCGCGGCCGUCGACGUCCGCGACGACGACGUCCCCGCCACCCAGCGCGUCCAGGAGAUGUGUCGCCGUCUGGGCCUGCAGGCGCCGCGGUACGAGCUCCGGCCCGCUGCCGCCGCCGCCGGCGGGGUCGGGGGUCCGCUGUGGAGCGGCGAGCCGUCCUUUGCCGGGGCGGCGGGGCCGCAUCUCGUGCCCGAGGGUGUCGGGAGGGUGGAGGGCGUCUACGGGAAGAAGUUUGCCAAGGAGAGGAUCGCUGAGGAGGUGCUGGCGCACCUGCUCCAGAUCGAGGCGCAGAGGAGUGCCCAGCGGGGGAAGCUCUUGGAUGGGGUUAUCUGAGGGGUGGGGGGCGCUGUCGACUCCCUGCUUUGAGCAUAGGUUGUUCCUACGGAUUGGUUGAGGUUGAUCUUUGACAGGUGGCGUUAGGGAUUGGGAUCAGGGCUCUUUAAUGAUAGGUCAUUAUGGACAGGAUAUGC